AUAUCCUCAUCACUUGUAUCUGCCGAUAAAGCAGGCUUGGCGUUCUGUGUCGCUGCCAUGAUAACACCUGGAUUUCUUAUUGAUCAGGACAGAAAAUCAAGCAUCUUUUAUUUUAGCCAAAAGAAGUCUGAAUCUGAUUCAUGGUCAACAAAGUCUUAUCUAGCUUAUGAUGAGGAAAACGAUACCCAUGGAACGGAACAGCUCUCUAUGAUAGAUGUACAGUUGGAGUGCAUACUUGCUGUUGUUCUUGGUGGAUUCGGUUGGUUGAUUCUGUUGUCGAAUUCCAUGAAAAAAGCGCCAUUUCCACCUAUGUUUUUGACUGGCGGUAUAUUUCUUCUUGUGGCAGUUACAUCCGAGUUUGCCGUUCUUGUUCGGUUUUUGGCUACUAACGCUGCCCACGCCGCUUUCCUAUCAAGACUCGAAACAAUCAUUAUGCCAUCAUUACUCGAUAAAAGUUCCUAUUUCAUCGGGGUUCCAUACUCCCUUAUUCUUGCUGGAUUUGGUAUUAUUUUAAUUCUAUUUGCUGUAGUGCGGAUUUUCAUUCGCCAUAAGAGAUACCAAUUACCCACUGAAAUGUAUAAACAUAUGUCUUAUGAACCGUGGAGUAAUAUGAGAGAAUUUAGGAUCGUUUCUCAACAGCUGACGGGUGAUGUGGAGAGCAAUCUCAUAGAAAACAGGGUGUAA
Molecule: messenger RNA, 684 nt
Organism: Saccostrea echinata
Lineage: Eukaryota; Metazoa; Mollusca; Bivalvia; Ostreida; Ostreidae
Exons: 5
Coding region: 58-684 (208 amino acids)
Source: RefSeq, a predicted model, not a curated record